GAAGGCUAUCUACACCACAAUGAAUUAUCAUUUUCUUAUCUAGUUAGAUGUUAAGAUAACACAUCUCACCUUGGCAGGGAACAUGGAGAGAGACAAGUUUACACUAACAUGUGAUCGUGGUUGUAAGAUGGGGGCCUUCACUACAACCCAACUCGAGGGCCAUGGCUGGUGUGUUCUUCACACUAACAAAGAUGCUGACGGAUUCUAUGAGAUUGCAAUUCGCUUUCAUAGCGAGUAUAUCUUACGACCACUCUUGAAAAAAAUAGUGAGAGGAGAAACUCUUUGUUUUUAUGAAGAAUUUAAUGAUACGCUAUAUGGAUGGUUGCACAAUAACAGUAACAGGAUCAUAACUCAUUCAGGUCAUCCUUCUAAAGAAUUUUUACAAAUUGCAAGGGACAUUUUGAGAGGGGUUAUUUUGGUCCGAGAUAAAGGCAUACAUCUUGGAAAUUUAAAGAGAAAAAAUGUGGUUAUAAAAGAGGGAAGGGCAAAAUUGAUCUGUAUUUCUAAUGAUCAUCAUAUCAGUGGCCUCAUUGCUUUCUCAAACUUUAUGAGAGGCAUUUUAGUGGAAAAAAAAGGGUACAAUUCCAAACUAGGGAUUUUGAUGAUUUCCUUAGCUUAUUGAAGGGGUCCUAUUUUUCUAGGUAACAAAAAUUUGUUUUAACUUGUUUAUUUUAUAUUUUAAUUUAUUAAUUUGAUAUUCUCUCUUUUUAACUUAAAUUUUCUAUUAUAUGCAGACGAAGGAUGCUCAGCUUACCUCUACACCCCAUAUUUUGGGGCCUUUCGGAAAGCUUUUUUAUCGGUUGGUUGCCCAUGAUAUUCUCGAUUUUGAGGGUGUGACUAGUGAAAUUAUCUUGGCAAAGAUGCAUAGGUGGACUGAUCGGCGGGAUUGGACUCAAUAUGUGCCCAAUGAAGGUCGAUUUGUUGAUAUAUUGCGAAAAACUAAAACUGUAUCCGACGAUGUACAGACAUUUCUAAGA
Vitis vinifera (wine grape) is the source of this 977-nucleotide messenger RNA. RefSeq lists its product as uncharacterized. The transcript is spliced from 2 exons. The record is from RefSeq and is a predicted model, not a curated record. Lineage: Eukaryota; Viridiplantae; Streptophyta; Magnoliopsida; Vitales; Vitaceae. Bases 83 to 622 code for a protein of 179 amino acids.